UGAGUGAAAUCACGCUGUGGGCUUUACAAUGAAAAGCUGCAUAAUCUUGGCUGUUCAUGUAGCACCAGGCCCAUCCUUAGAUGACACACAGCCUCCCACACUGCAUGAGAUAUGCUCCCUCUACUGACACUUUCAAAACCACUUUUAGCCUUGAGGCUAUAUCUAUGAACUUGCAUUCUGGGGUGUGUAUUGUGCAUGUGCAUGGGGCAUUGUUUAUCAAAUGCAUUGUAUUUAUCUUCUUAUUCUCUCAGUUUUGCACUUUAAUACUAUGGCGUGGCUUUAAAUCGACUUGACUAGUUCUUACACAUUAGUUACAAGUAACCAUUAAUUGCAACUCUAACUUUCCCUUCUCACUAGUCCGUUGUUGCCGGUUGCCAUUGCUUAUGUGGCCAAUCAUUGCCCGUUAUAACUAACAAUACACAACAAAAGCCGUUACAAUAGCGCUAUGAGGAAACGCGGGGUAACGGAUCGGUUGGACUGCUGUUUCCCCUUUUUGUGGUGACGUCAGUUGAAUCAAAACAGCAGGCUAAGUGUUUUUUUGGGUUGGACUGAGUUGACUCCGGACGAUCAUGCUGGCCAUUCCCUUUAAAUUCAUUGUCGCUCAUUUCUUAAUCGGAAGCUGCAUUUCGUGUUCUUUACGGAGUUCUGCGAAGUCUGGCGAUGACCCAAAUAUACCAGCGAUUGCCAAAUAUUUUAGCACAAAGGGCAGGUAUGAAGAAGUGAAUCCGUAUCUCAUUGACGACAUCGUCGCUGUAAACAGAUCUAUCCUGCCCACCCCGUCUCCACAAUGUCGCGAAAUUCACCUGACUGCCAUCAUAAGGCAUGGCACAAGGUACCCGACGACCAAAAACGUGAAGAAGAUGCGCCUGCUACACGACCUCGUCUCCCGCAACGCCUCUGGUAAACAGGGCUGGCUGCGUGAAAUCAAACACCAGUGGACGAUGUGGUACACUGAGGAUAUGGACGGCCGACUGGUGCAGAAAGGUAUUGAUGAUCACAAGCAUUUAGCUGUCCGGCUGGCCAAGCUCUUUCCGUCAUUGAUUUCAAAGGAGAAGCUUCGAGACGGACAUAUGAACUUCAUAACCAGCUCCAAGCACAGGUGUGUCAAUAGCACCUUGGCCUUCCAGAGCGGCCUGGCAGGGCUGUGGACUAUUGAAGGUGAUGAGUUUGAUCAUAAUUUGAAUGAUGCCCUGAUGAGGUUCUUCGACGUGUGCACCAAGUUUGUGGAGCAUGUGGAAAACAACGCCUCAGCCCUGCAGGAGGUUGACAAGUUCGAGGUGGGAGCAGAGAUGAGGAGGGUCCAGGAGAAGAUCGCAGACCGCCUUGGAGUCCACUACAGUCUCAUCACCAAUGAUAUGGCCCAAGCUGCAUUUUACCUGUGUGCAUACGAGUUUGCCAUCAAGACUGUGAACUCCCCCUGGUGUCAGCUCUUUGAUGAAGUUGAUGCACAGGUUAUGGAGUAUGCAAAUGACCUUAAGCAUUUCUGGAAAAGAGGCUAUGGCCAUGACAUCAACAGCAAAUCAAGCUGUAUCCUCUUCCAUGAUGUUUUCAGUCGACUGAACAAUGCAGCCAGCCAGAGCAAGUCUGGCCCAGUGCAAGAAGCGGUGACAAUCCAGGUUGGCCACGCAGAGACACUCCUGCCACUGCUGACCCUCCUGGGCUUCUUCAAGGACAGUGAUCCCCUGACAUCCACCAACUACGCCUCACAGGCCCAGCGCUCCUUUCGCACCAGCCGCAUCUUACCCUAUGCAGCUAACCUGCUACUGGUAUUGUAUGACUGUGGAGAAGACGGCCUGAGACUGCAGCCAUUACUCAACGAGAGGCCCCUGGCUUUCCCUGGUAUGGCUGGCCAACAGGACUCCAUGCCACUCUACCAAGAUGUUAGGGAGCACUACAAGGAACUGCUUGAUGGCUGCGACUUUGAGACUGAGUGUCAACUGUUUUAGGUUGGCUGAGGUUGCCUCUGCACCUUAAGAAGUAAUAGUGGCUUUAAUCUCUUAUAUUUAAAAUGGAACAACGGGGUAAAAAAUUACACUCACAAAAGGAGAAACUUUAGAUUCACAUUUUCUAUAAAUGCCGAGACUCUCGCUUGUUGGAAAACACUGUCAUUGCCAGUGGAACAAGAAAGUGUCCACAUCAUCUUUUAUAGCCUACUAGAGGCAAUUUCACUGUCUCUAUGUGCUUUAGUGCCUGAGAAAACUCUGAAGCAGUAACAGACAUUUAAUGAUGGAUAUAACAAGCAUUGCGCCUUACAUAAUCGAAAAGCAGCUGGUCCUUAGAGACCUUGAACUGAUCUUUACAAACACCAAAGAUGCCAGCCCUGGGAUUCCAUUACAAAUUCUAUUGUACCAUUAUAGUGUUACUGCUGCUCUAUUGCCUGUUGUUGCAAGGUAGUAAUUAUUUUGUAACUUAAGGAAGCCUAAUUUAAAGUGGUACUGAAGAGAAAUUUUGUGCAGCGUGCACCGCUGUAUAAUAUGAAAAAGUCUUUCUAGCAGUUUUGAAUAUUAACAGAUAAAUUAAACAGAACGGCGCUUUGAGCAGUCUCAUGAAGCAUUUCAAUUUAAAUAAAUAAAUGAAAAUGGAAAUCUUAA
Myripristis murdjan (pinecone soldierfish) is the source of this 2591-nucleotide messenger RNA. It is a transcript of the gene minpp1a, whose product is annotated as multiple inositol-polyphosphate phosphatase 1a. The transcript has 5 exons. The record is from RefSeq and is a predicted model, not a curated record. NCBI's taxonomy places the organism in Eukaryota, Metazoa, Chordata, Actinopteri, Holocentriformes, Holocentridae. Gene Ontology annotation, molecular function: acid phosphatase activity; inositol phosphate phosphatase activity. Bases 570 to 1946 code for a protein of 458 amino acids.